AUUGCUCGUUACGUGGCUUCUAGGAGACGUCGGAAUUCAUCGGUAUUAGUAUCUGUUGGUAUCUGACCAUAUCUGACUUCCGCUCUAUGUAAUCUGUCUCUUGAAAGCAUAUGUCGAAUUCAUAAUAAUGCAAAAACUGUUCAAAGCAGAAGAUUCCGAAUCCGAUGACAAUUUACAAAUUAAUACCAAUUAUGCCAGUAAUUAUAACUCUUGGCGGCAGAAGGAAGAAUUGAAUAAAUUAAAAACUAAAUAUGGUGAGUGCGCCGACUUGAAUAGUUCGAAUGAAUCGAGCGAUCUGUCGGAAGAAGAUGAGGAAGGAAAUGAACUCACUAGCCAGUUUGAAAGGGACUUCUAUAAAACGUUAUCCAGCUUAAAAGCCAAAGAUCCAAAAAUAUACAAUGGGAAUGUAACUUUUUUCGAGAGUUCAAAGAUAUCCUUGCAAAAUGAAAACGACAAAGGAACAAAAACAAAGGUUAAAAAUAAGAAUGGGAAAGACAAGCCAUUAUGUCUGCGUGAUUACGAGCGGAAUAUUAUUCUGGAACAUGAAGGAAAGUAUAGCGACAGUGACGAAGAGAAAAACACGAAAGAGAAAAUUCAUAAAUCUACAUACAUGGACGAACAGAAAAACCUUAAGGAGAGUUUUAGAAUGGCUUUGCUUAACGAGGACCAGGAUGAUAGUAUAUUGCUAAUUCCUAAAAAGAAGUCGGAACAACAAGAACAAAAGGAAGAAGAAGAUUACAAAGAAUGGUUAAAAGGUCAAGAAACUGCAAUCAAUGCUCAGGAUCAGCAAGAAUUAAAACCAUUGAAGGAUUUUUGGACCGAUCCUAAUUUGGAUAAAAAUGAAAAGUUCCUAAGGGAUUAUAUUUUAAAUAAGAAAUUUUUAGAUCAAGAUAAUGAGGAUGUGGAUGACGAUAAAUGGAAGGAUUUAUCAGAAGACGAAGAAAAUUUAAUACAUCAAGAGGAGUUUGAACACAAGUACAACUUUCGGUUUGAAGAACCUGAUCAGGAAUUUAUAAAAAGGUAUCCUCGUACAAUGAACAAUUCUAUGAGGAAAAAAGACACUCGCAGAUCAGAGAAAAGAGCUGAAAUUAAAAAGCGUAAAGAUGAGGAGAAACUGCGGCAGCUGGAAGAGUUGAAGAAAUUAAAAGCUCUGAAGCGAAAAGAAAUUGAAGAUAAAAUUCAACAACUCAAGCAAAUCACAGGAAAUGAUGACGUGCGAUUCGAUAACAUUGAUUUGGAUGCGGACUUUGACCCAUUGGAACAUGAUCGAAAAAUGCAAGAAUUAUUUAACGAAGACUUCUAUGCUGGAUGUGAAGAUAACGUUAAGCCCGAGUUUCCUGAUAUCGAUGAGGAAUUGGGAAUUGAAAGUACGUGGGAUAACUAUAACCCAAACGAUGAACAAAUUGCACUCACGGACGAUGCUUAUGCUAAUGGUCCACAUUGCGAAGAUCCUAAUUUCAACAUGGAUGCCGAUUAUGAUCCUUUGAAAAGCUUGAAAAACGAAAUGGUUCAAUCUACGGGGAAGAAGAAGAGACGACGUAGCAAAUUUGCCGAACUUAUUGCAAAAGAGAAGCCAAAAUUCGAUCCAAAUUUGUACUCGUCCUAUCAGGAAUACUUCGAUCAAUAUUAUGCUUUGGAUUAUGAAGAUCUGAUAGAUGAUAUACCAUGUAGAUUUAAAUACAGAACUGUUGUCCCAAAUGAUUACGGUUUAACUACCGAAGAGAUCUUGACUGCUGAUGACAAAGAAUUGAACAAGUGGUGUUCCUUAAGAAAGGCAUUGUCCCAUAAACCAGACCAUGUUGAGCAGAACGAGGUGAAGGUCUUUCGAGAAAAAGCCAAAAACGAAGCCCUAAAGAGGAAAAUUUUUAGAAGCAUGUAUAGCGUCGACUCAGAAGCUGACGUUCCGGAAGUGAAUGAAUUGAACAGCAAGGAGAAAAAUGCGGGAAAGGAGGACAAGAUAGGACUUAAGAGGAAGAGAAAACAUGGCGAUCAAAACCAAACGACGGACCAAGUUGUCCAUGAAAUCCCCGCGAAGAAAAAUCACAAAGAAAAAUUAAAGAGACAGGAAUGUGAAGAAAGUAAGAAACAGCUCAAAGAAGAAACGAAAGAGCUUUUCUCAGAUACUACAGGUUUAGAAGCUAAACUCGACCCUCGAGAAAAUGACAGAGUGGACGAACGAAGCGACGAAAAUCAAAAAAUUCGAGCGAAGUCGAGAAAAUCUGACAUUACUCAUAAUGGAAAUAAGGAUACUCUUCGAAAAAAUACAUCCUCUUCGAAAAAACGUAAACAAUUUAGGAAAAAGCCGACCAAAAACAAUUUAAUUCAGGCAGAACGGCACAAGAAAGGUGUUAAAACUAAAGGGGAGAGUUCCAAUCAACCUACGGAAUUAAGCGCGGAAAGAUUAAAAGCUUACGGAAUCAAUCCGAAGAAGUUUAAGAAUAAAUUGAAAUAUGGGAAAAAGUAAACCGACUACAAUAAACACCGAGAUGAAGAAGAGGAUUGCCACAAUCACUGAGUGAAUGCGGCUAAAUCGAUCGGUAAAAAUGCAAUGAAGUGUCCCGCGGGAGGUCUACAAGAAUCAUGUAUUAAAAAAAUUAGACAAUUAUAAAAUAAAAUGAUAAGAAAUACGCAUAAUAGUGCGUCAAUGUCGGAGUACUUGAAAAA
This is a messenger RNA of Orussus abietinus, 2664 nucleotides long. Its product is annotated as protein KRI1 homolog. Lineage: Eukaryota; Metazoa; Arthropoda; Insecta; Hymenoptera; Orussidae. The record is from RefSeq and is a predicted model, not a curated record. Gene Ontology annotation, biological process: endonucleolytic cleavage in ITS1 to separate SSU-rRNA from 5.8S rRNA and LSU-rRNA from tricistronic rRNA transcript (SSU-rRNA, 5.8S rRNA, LSU-rRNA). The transcript has 9 exons. The coding region runs from base 128 to 2464 and encodes 778 amino acids. Gene Ontology annotation, cellular component: nucleolus; 90S preribosome.